AUGACCCGUUGGUUGCAACUUGUCGUGUUUGGCCUGGUCGCCGAGUUGGCACGUGCACAAUGCCCCAACAACUAUUUCUACGUGGCCCCGCUGCAGUCGUGCGUCUCGUUUAAUACUGGAGGCAGCACUUCUUUGUUUGCCGACGCCGAAGCGGCCUGCCAGAAAGCCGGUGGCCAUCUGGCGUCGAUUCACAACGUUUUCGAGAACUCGCUGGUCGCCUCGUAUGCCCAGGCUCGCAUCACCACGAAAAAAUUCUUCAUCGGGCUGUCGCGGAAGACGCAGCAGACGCAAGAUUGGGGCUGGACGGACGCGUCGAUUUACGAUUACCGGGCAUGGUCGAAUGGGACGACCCCUGCUGGCAACGGGCUGUGCGCCGUGGUGGACGUGACGACGCAGCAAUGGGAGGAUGUCGACUGUACUCAGGAGUACGACUAUGCCUGCUCCGUCAAGUUUGGCUGCCCCGACGGCUGGCAGUUGUUCAACUACACGAACACGUGUUAUUACAAAGGCAACGGCGGCAACUUCCAAGAUUCACAAAAAUAUUGCCAAGGUGUACGCAACGGAAACCUGGCCUCCAUCCACUCGAUCGAGGAGCAGAACUUUAUCUCUAGCUUGGUCUGGUCACGAUGCGGCACCGGGCCUCAUGGUCAGAAGCUGGGCGAGACGCUGCUGGGCGGUAUCUACAAUAAGGGCCAGGGCGUCCAGUGGACGGACGGCACUCCGGAAGACUUCACCUACGGCUGGUGCGAGCAUACUGGGGCUCAUGGUAGCACUGUUGUGAUGGCCGCCCACCAGCGGGGCAGCGGCUGCGGCGCGUGCCACGACUCAUCCUGGUUUAUCUCGAACGAACCCCCAACGAACAACGGGCACAACUACGAGGCGUUCGUCUGCAAGACGGAUCCUUACGGACAC
This is a messenger RNA of Mesorhabditis spiculigera, 912 nucleotides long. NCBI's taxonomy places the organism in Eukaryota, Metazoa, Nematoda, Chromadorea, Rhabditida, Rhabditidae. The record is from the annotation of a GenBank genome assembly.